GAAAACAUUUCUCUUCAUUUCUUCGAUUUUCUGUCUUCCGUCAAAUUCUGAGGUUACACAAAAUCAAAAAUGGGCAAGGAUCUGAGAGACGAGCAAGUCUCUUCAAUGAAGGAGGCUUUCACUCUCUUUGACACCGACGGCGACGGCAAGAUUGCUCCAUCGGAGUUAGGGAUCCUUAUGAGGUCUCUCGGCGGCAACCCAACCCAAGCCCAGCUCAAAGCCAUCGUGGCUGAAGAGAAGCUCACGGCACCCUUUGACUUCGCUCGCUUUUUAGAUCUCAUGUCCAAGCACAUGAAACCUGAGCCCUUCGAUAAGCAGCUACGCGAUGCCUUCAAGGUUCUCGAUAAGGACUCCACCGGCUUUGUCGCCGUUGCAGAUCUGAAACAUAUUUUGACUAGUAUUGGAGAAAAGCUGGAGCCCUCCGAGUUCGAUGAGUGGAUCCGUGAAGUCGAUGUCGGGUCAGAUGGUAAGAUCCGUUACGAGGAUUUUAUUGCCAGGAUGGUUGCCAAGUGAGACACACCGUCAUUAACUAUUUGUUUGUUUUUCGAUGGAUGAUCUUUUUCUCUUUUAUUUUGGAGGAAGCUAGGGACUAGGGUUUGAUGCGUUUUUCAAUUUUCUCUCGCUUCGUUUCUAUUGAAGCUUUGUAACACACCUUCUUAGAGAAUUUGUUUGGUGUGUGCGUGGUACCUAUGUACUGUUAUUCUAAUAUUCUUGUGUUUGGUUUAAUUUUUUAUUUAUAAAUUUCUAUGUUUUCCAUCA
Hibiscus syriacus is the source of this 759-nucleotide messenger RNA. RefSeq names its product probable calcium-binding protein CML13. The transcript has a single exon. The record is from RefSeq and is a predicted model, not a curated record. Bases 70 to 513 code for a protein of 147 amino acids. NCBI's taxonomy places the organism in Eukaryota, Viridiplantae, Streptophyta, Magnoliopsida, Malvales, Malvaceae. Gene Ontology annotation, cellular component: myosin II complex. Gene Ontology annotation, molecular function: calcium ion binding.